CCCGAUUCUGUCGCCCGCCAUAAGAUACGCUGUUUCAAAAUUCGAACAUAUGGCACUAGACAAAUCUAGCAAUCUAUCUAUCUUCCCCAUUCACGUUUGGUCGGUAUUAAAAGAGCCAUCUCUUACAACUACCAUGUGUCCUAUUCCCCACCAGUAAGCGACGAUGUCAAGCUCUCUCAAAUCCCUCGUGGACAUAAUUUCGUCUGCAGUAUCGGCUCUCGAAUCCCAAUUUUCUAAGCAGGGAAUCGACUAUCCGUCCCUUGACGAUCCGUACUACCCAACCGUACUCGACGAUGCAGUCGAAGUGGUCACUGCAAGGAGAUUGAUUUUAGCAGCAGCGGCGCAACUUGUUGCUUCGGUAUCCCCGCCCACGGACUACAUGAAGGAGUGUUCAACAGCUAUGUACACGACAGCGACAUUGGGUUUCGUUGUCGAUGUCGAUAUUUCGAACUUCCUCGAUAGGACUGGACCCGAGGGACUUCAUGUCAACAGUCUAGCUGAAUAUACGGGGCUUGAUCCCUCGCAUCUUGGUCGAAUACUCAGGUUCCUUGCGACCCGUCAUAUUUUCAAGGAAUGCAGUCCAAAUGUGUUCAAGAACAAUCGUCUGUCGUCAGUUCUUCGAGACUCCAAAUUGCCGGUCUCAAAUUCCGAGACUCAACGCACUGACAAAUAUUCUUCCCCAUCGUUUUCUUCCUUCGUUUCGUUUUGCGCGGAUGAGUCUAUGAAAGUCUCUUGUCAUCUCUCAGAUUUCAUCAAAAAUCCUAAAGAGCAUGUCUCCCCAUUCAAUCGUGCAUUCUCUCCUUGUGCCACGACAUGGGAAUGGUUUAAGCAACCCGGUAACGGAUGGCGUGUCGCCCGUUUUGGCUCCGCGAUGGAGAACCUGAGUGAUAGUAUUCCUGCGGAAACUUUGCUGAAUGCGAUUGAUUGGAAGUCUCUGGAGUCGGACGAGUUUGUUGUGGACGUCGGUGGAGGAGUCGGCUCCGCUGCACUCAUGUUGUACAAGCAUUCGCCACAUUUGAACUAUGUCGUUCAAGACCUUGAUGUUCAGAUCUCCGCGGGAACGAAGUUCUGGGAAAGGAAUGCUUUGCAAGGCCUACAAACCGGGCGGGUGCGACUUCAAAGUAAGGGAUGUCUUCUCUUUUCGUCCGAUGCUUAAGCUGUGGCUCACCAAUUCUCAGCACACGAUUUUUUCGCCCCUCAGCCUAUUCAGGGUGCAGCGGUUUACCUUUUACGCCACGUCACACACAACUGGCAGGACAACCAAGUGAUUGAGAUCUUGAAAAACCUUCGCUCGGCAGCGAACCCCUCGUCGAAACUCAUUAUUCUGGAACCGCUCGCCACAUUCACUUGUGAAGUACCAAGCUCAUCUACACCAGCUCCUGACCCUCUUCUUGCAAAUUACGGAAUCGCAGGUGCAGGAUGGAACACAGCACUCGAUAUUCAAAUGCUGUCGUACUUCAACACUGGAGAACGCAUGGAGCACGAAUUUAGACAGCUUGGAGAAGCUACUGGUUGGCAAUUGGGGGAUGUCAAACCAGGAAUCCUGGCAGCAUUAAUCUUUACUCCGGCAUAAUGCACAUUUCCAAGCAUGUCCUUGGUUCGAACUCGGCAUAAUAUAUACAAUCUUUGCGUCC
This is a messenger RNA of Marasmius oreades (fairy-ring Marasmius), 1634 nucleotides long. RefSeq lists its product as uncharacterized. The transcript has 8 exons. NCBI's taxonomy places the organism in Eukaryota, Fungi, Basidiomycota, Agaricomycetes, Agaricales, Marasmiaceae. Bases 164 to 1156 code for a protein of 330 amino acids. The record is from RefSeq and is a predicted model, not a curated record. Gene Ontology annotation, molecular function: O-methyltransferase activity.